GCUGCGUCUUCCCAGGAGCAGGCAGCAUCAAGCCCAGGAGGAAGACACGGAUCCCGCCACGAGCACUCAGCAGACAGCUCUGGACACUCAGGCACCGGCCGUGGACAAUUCUCAUCUGCAGUCGACCACCAUGGACACUCGGAGUCCAGGGGUAGUCAGGCCAGUGACAGCCAGGCGCAUUCAGAAGACUCAGACUCACAGUCAGUGUCAGGCCACACACAGGCUGGGCACAGUCAGCGGAGCCACCAUGAGUCCGCACGCGGCCGGUCAGGGGAAAGGUCUGGACGUUCAGGCCCUUUCCUGUACCAGGUGACCACUCACGAACAGUCUGAGUCCGCCCACGGACACUCCGGGCCCGGCACUGGAGGAAGACAAGGGGCCCGCCACGAGCAUGCACAAGACGGCUCCAGGCACUCAGAGUCCCAUGAGGGUCAGGACGCCACUGGUGGACAGCCGGGGUCAAGCAGAGGAGGAAGGCAGGGAUCCCACCACGAGCAGUCGGGAGACAGCUCCGGACACUCAGGGUCCCAUCACCGCCACACGGCUUCCCAGGGCAGGUCUGAUGCUUCCCGUGGGCACUCUGGAUCCAGAAGUGCAAGCCGACAAACACGCAGCCAGGAACAGUCAGGAGACGGCCCCAGGCACUCAGGGUCGCAUCACCACGAGGCUUCCACUCGGGCAGACAGCUCUAGACACUCACAGUCGGGCCAGGGACCAUCAGCGGGCUCCAGGGCCAGCAGGCGCCGGGGAUCCAGCGUUAGCCAGGAGAGCCACAGCGAGGGACACUCGGAAUCUGACUCCGAGAGGCGGUCUGGGUCUGGUUCCAGAGACCAUCAUGGGUCCGCUCGGGAGCAGUCGAGAGAUGGCUCCAGGCACCGCGGGUCCCAUCACGGAGACAGAGCCGGUCACGGGCACUCGGCAGACAGCUCCAGACAGUCAGGCGCUCGUCACGCAGACACUUCCUCUCGUGGGCGGGCUGCGUCUUCCCAGGAGCAGGCAGCAUCAAGCCCAGGAGGAAGACACGGAUCCCGCCACGAGCACUCAGCAGACAGCUCUGGACACUCAGGCACCGGCC
Molecule: messenger RNA, 1075 nt
Organism: Sapajus apella (tufted capuchin)
Lineage: Eukaryota; Metazoa; Chordata; Mammalia; Primates; Cebidae
Gene: FLG
Product: filaggrin
Exons: 1
Biological process (GO): establishment of skin barrier
Cellular component (GO): keratohyalin granule; cornified envelope
Molecular function (GO): structural molecule activity
Source: RefSeq, a predicted model, not a curated record